AAGCUAAAUCAUGUGUGACGAUGAUGAGACUACCGCACUUGUGUGCGACAAUGGCUCUGGCUUGGUCAAGGCUGGGUUUGCUGGAGAUGAUGCUCCUCGUGCUGUCUUCCCAUCCAUUGUUGGAAGGCCCCGCCACCAGGGUGUGAUGGUGGGUAUGGGUCAGAAGGACAGCUACGUUGGUGAUGAGGCUCAGAGCAAGAGGGGUAUCCUGACUCUGAAGUACCCCAUCGAGCAUGGCAUCAUCACCAACUGGGAUGACAUGGAGAAGAUUUGGCACCACACCUUUUACAAUGAGCUGCGCGUGGCCCCCGAGGAGCACCCCACCCUCCUUACUGAAGCCCCAUUGAACCCAAAAGCCAACAGGGAGAAGAUGACUCAAAUUAUGUUUGAAACCUUCAAUGUUCCUGCCAUGUACGUUGCCAUCCAGGCUGUGCUGUCUCUGUAUGCUUCUGGUCGUACCACUGGUAUUGUGCUGGACUCUGGUGAUGGUGUAACCCACAAUGUCCCCAUCUAUGAGGGUUACGCUCUCCCACAUGCCAUCAUGCGUCUGGAUCUGGCCGGACGGGACUUGACUGAUUAUCUGAUGAAGAUCCUAACUGAGCGUGGAUACUCUUUUGUCACAACUGCUGAACGUGAGAUUGUGCGUGACAUCAAGGAGAAGCUGUGCUAUGUGGCUCUUGACUUUGAGAAUGAGAUGGCCACUGCUGCCUCCUCUUCCUCCCUGGAAAAGAGCUAUGAGCUGCCCGACGGUCAGGUCAUCACCAUUGGAAAUGAGCGUUUCCGUUGCCCCGAGACCCUCUUCCAACCUUCUUUCAUUGGCAUGGAGUCUGCAGGCAUCCAUGAGACUGCCUACAACAGUAUCAUGAAAUGUGACAUUGACAUCCGUAAGGAUCUCUAUGCUAACAAUGUGCUUUCUGGGGGUACCACUAUGUACCCUGGUAUUGCUGACCGAAUGCAAAAGGAGAUUACGGCCCUGGCCCCCAGCACCAUGAAGAUCAAGAUCAUUGCUCCACCUGAGAGGAAGUACUCCGUCUGGAUUGGUGGUUCCAUCCUGGCUUCCCUUUCCACUUUCCAACAGAUGUGGAUUAGCAAGCAAGAGUAUGAUGAGGCGGGCCCCUCCAUUGUCCACAGGAAAUGCUUCUAAAAUAGCCACCUCUCCACAUCCGUGCAAUCUGUACAUCAUUGCCAACUGUAUAUACUUGUCUGUCAUCUGUCAUAAUAAAGAUCAACAAUUAUGUGCCUAUAUCUGUUUUGAAACUUUCAAUAAAUAUGGCACAUGAGUAUGAAAAGUGGAAAAGUUAACUAUCAAAUAGUAAAUGUAUGUGAAAAAUAAUACACUGGCGCUCCAGUGCUCUCUCAAAUUUAAAUGGUCUCGUUAGAUUAGAAAAAAUCAAACCUUUCAGUCAUGUGUUAGCUCAAUAUCGGUUACAGUAAACAGGUCAUGCUUUGUGCUUUGUGAUCAAACAUUGGCCAUAAAAGAGGC
Messenger RNA from Menidia menidia (Atlantic silverside), 1483 nucleotides. The record is from the annotation of a GenBank genome assembly. Lineage: Eukaryota; Metazoa; Chordata; Actinopteri; Atheriniformes; Atherinopsidae.